AUGCCCACCGUUCUCCACGAAGCAUCGUUCGACGUGGUGAAGGAUGCCAUCAUCAAAAGUAUCGACGCCCUUCCGUAUGAUCGCGACAUCAUUUUUACGACAACCAACAUGAAUUGGCCGCUAAAAGUCAAGGGCGCAUCGAUCACAGCUGAUGUGAUCGUCUCAAUCACUGCAAUGGAUCUACCAGCAAAAGUCGUUCUGGUUCCCUUCCUUGCUGAAUGCGCUCUCUCGGAGAAAGAUGAGCAUGUAUUUGGAAAAGUUGAAAAAGUUGUUUUGGCGCGUCCAGACAUUAAGUGCGCGGUUGUUGUUUUAGUACGGGAGGAUACAGACUACGCCGCUCCCGAUGACGAUUCCAUCGCAUCAACGGUCCUACGUGGCGGCACUAGCAGUGACCCGCGCCUCCUCACUCAAGAAGAUUUCCUCAAUCUACGCACCACGCCACGUUCAUUCAGUGAGCCCGUCGUAAUCGGCGACCAUACAUGGUGCCAUGUCACAUCGGUGGAAUACUUCGUCUGGGUGAAGGGAGAUGAUGCGCCGAUCAACGUUCGUUCCAAAGAUCCUGCGCAUACGGCGUACGGCACAUUGGUGCCCACAGUAGAUAUGGACUCCGUCACCAACAUGCUUGACAAAGGGUUGACGAAGAUUAAAGACUCUAUUGUAACUUUACAGCAGAAGCUCGCGCCCGACCUCGACUUCACCGUUCUCGCGGAAACUCCUAUCCAAUCUUUCUUUGACUGGAGCCGUGCCUCGAGACGAAUCCUGACAGCCGCCGAAAUCACCGCCUACGACCGUUAUUGCGAGUGGCACGUGAAGCUUUUCGGCGAGUCGGAUAGUGAGAGUUCUUACGCCCCUUCGGAACAGACAGAUGACUCGGUUGAGGAAGAGAUGGCGGACGCUCAAGGCUCCAAACGUAAGCGUGCGAGCACGUCCGACCUUCCCUCUUCUAGGUUUAAAAUCCCGAAGGCGGCCUAG
Molecule: messenger RNA, 972 nt
Organism: Suillus clintonianus
Lineage: Eukaryota; Fungi; Basidiomycota; Agaricomycetes; Boletales; Suillaceae
Exons: 2
Coding region: 1-972 (323 amino acids)
Source: RefSeq, a predicted model, not a curated record